This is a messenger RNA of Chironomus riparius, 1713 nucleotides long. NCBI's taxonomy places the organism in Eukaryota, Metazoa, Arthropoda, Insecta, Diptera, Chironomidae. The record is from the annotation of a GenBank genome assembly.
AUGGAAGAAGUCAUGAAAGCACUUAGCAAUGAUGCAUUACUGUCUUCAGUCAAAUUGAAUCAUCAAGAAUUUAAUGCUGACAACAUAGAUAAAUUAAAUAGUUCCAAUAAUGAAAGUAAGAAUAGUCAGGAAAUCAAUUCUAUAGAAGAGAUAAAAAAGACUUUAUCUUUUAAUGACAAAACUUAUCAACCGACAUUCCAAAUGCAGCCAGAAAUCGUCAAUCCUAAAGGAAUUUCAAUGAAUGAUCGUCAGUUUGUUUUUGGAAAUGCCAAAGUUAGCAAAGAGUAUGUGAUCAAAGAUCCAGCACCAAAAGAAAGCUUAGAUUUGCUUAAAAAAAGCAUUGAGUCACUUAAAAACCGCGAAUUUGGCAAUUUUGCUGACAAUAUCCUACAAUCAGCUUCAAAAUUAAGUACAGAGAAGAGUCAGCAUUUUAAGGAAAUUAAAAAUAAAAUCAGUUCCGCUGAAUUGAACGAGAAACUGCAAAGUUUUGGGUUUAAAGACAUAGAAAUCAGUUUGAAGGACAUUGAAGAACUGUUGGAAAAGAUUUUGUCAAAUGAGCAUAGUGAACAGGAAGACGAGAAUCAGAAACGUUAUGUUUUUGCCAUCCAAAAGUUGUGUGACAUUCUGUCAAUUUUAUUUGGACAGUUUCGUGAUAAAAUUGAAGUUGCAGCCACAAAUAAAGCUUUAGAUUCAAUCAAACAGUCAGAAUUCGUAGCUGAAAUGCCUAAAGAACUUGAUGCAGAGGAUAUUUUGAAUCUAAAUUCACACACACGUGAGGAACCUGAAAAAGACAUCAGCACAGAAGAUGAUGAUAUAAAAGGAACUGAAGAAAUGACUGUCAAUGGAAAGAAAAUCUGCAAAUGCUUCUCUAUGAACAAUGAACUCGAUAAACAAAGUGACGAGGCUGUCUAUGACAAAGAUAUUAAGACAGCAAAGUCUGUUGAAUUUGAUGCCCCAGAAGAAGAAAAUGCAGUUCCUUUAAAAUCGUACAAUUCACUUAUCAGAAUAAAAUUCAGUGGCCAUAAAUUAAGAAAAGUCAAAAAUAUGAAUGACUUGUCAAGAGUUAAAUCUUCAACACGUCUAAAAAGUAAAAGCUUUAUACAUUCUAAAGGCAUUAAUGACCUACCUGUUGAGCUUCAAACAAAAUAUCCAAUACAAAGUAAUGUCGUACAAGUUUCGUCUAUUCCAAGCAUCAUCACAAGAUAUUAUCAUCCAGAAAACUUUACAGAAACUUUUCUAACGGAUUCGACGCAUUCAAUUAAAUGUGAAUCUAUAUCAUCUGCCAUUAUUGAAGACCUUAAUGAUGAUGAUGGAUUUUUUAAUUUGCCAAAAGUUCCAUCAUCUACUUUGAGUGAGGCAUCAAGUUCUGAAUGGAUCGAUGCUAAUACUUCGUUUGUUAAUACGCAUUAUGAGACAGUUGAAGAACUUUCUGAGCCAAUAUUAGUGUCUGAAAUACCAAAACUAGAUCCCCUGCCUAUAAUUCCUUUAGAAUCUUUAUGUAGUGUUCUUAAUGAGCCUCUGUUGUCAGCGUUAACUAAUCAGGAGCCAUUAAGUUUGACACAUCCACAACAAACGAAUAUUCAAGCUGAUCCACAGCCGUCGACAUCAGCAGAUUCAAAACCCAUUAAGAAGCAAAAACGAUUUUCAGGAUGUAAAAAUUUCGUAAAACGGCUCAUACCCAACAAAUUGCUUCGUAAAAAAGAUAGAAAUUGA